AUGCGCGUCUCUUGUUUCUUCAUGUGGGCUUUAGCCUCUACUGUCUCCGCCAUCGUCAUUGGAGGGCCUAGCCCCGUCAUUGUACGAGAGGUGUCUUCUCCUGACGUCUCGGACUUGUACAACGAGCUCAAGGACUUGGCCGUUCACGACCUCGACACUUUCAAGCGGGAUGCCUCGACUGACUUGGCCAUCAUUCAAUACCACCCCUCUGCUCUGGCAACCCGCCAAGGUGGCUUUUUCAACUUUGGCGCCUUCAACUGCAGAAGAUUCAAUCCUAUCUCCAUCACGGCAUACGUUGUUACGGCCAAGGUCGCCUUUGACCAGGCCGCAAACAUGUGCAAGGUCUGGCUGAAUAACAAGGAUUUCAAGUACGACAUCUUAGUUCGCCUCUCGAACAGCGAUGAUCCCAACACUAGCCAAGAGAUAGUCGUUCGUGCCAAGACUUGCAACACUGUAUACUCUGUCUCGUUCCUGAAGGAUGGAGCAAAAUUCAAGUUCGAGGUCGGAGGAGAGGGUACGCCGGCGCCUACCGCUCCCACAGCCCGCCGAUCCCUUCCUGCCAACACCUCUGAGAACCCCUUCCACAAGAGAAGGCUCAUGAUUGGAGCUUGA
Molecule: messenger RNA, 612 nt
Organism: Colletotrichum orchidophilum
Lineage: Eukaryota; Fungi; Ascomycota; Sordariomycetes; Glomerellales; Glomerellaceae
Exons: 2
Coding region: 1-612 (203 amino acids)
Source: RefSeq, a predicted model, not a curated record